GUCAUCGUGGGCGUACACGCCAGACGGGGUGAUUUCCUAACAGACUUUAAUAAAAAACUUGGAUUUGGCGUCCCGAAGGUGUCGUAUUUCAUAAACGCAUUUCACAGAAUGAGGUCGAUGCUGAACGAUAGGAACGUGACCUUUGUUGUGACAAGCGAUGACCUGGCAUGGUGUCAUGAAAAUUUAAAUUUUACAGACGUCAAAAUACUGGAGCCCGGUUCAGCCGAACUGCACUUUGGUGUCCUAGCCAAUUGUGAUCACGUGAUAUUAUCCAGCGGGACCUACGGCUGGUGGGCAGCCUGGCUGGCUGAUGGCAUUUCCAUUUACUACGACGGAUAUUUUGUCGCUAGAUCUAUCUUAAGGGGGAACGUUCACAUACCAGAUUAUUAUCCACCAGGAUGGAUAGCUGUCGGAGACUGA
Lymnaea stagnalis (great pond snail) is the source of this 420-nucleotide messenger RNA. NCBI's taxonomy places the organism in Eukaryota, Metazoa, Mollusca, Gastropoda, Lymnaeidae. The record is from the annotation of a GenBank genome assembly.